UACCAUCGAUAUCGCAGCCUCUUUACUGUAUUCCUCAGAAGAACGGAUGCGGUGAGGAUGGAACAAGACAGAGCAGCUCUGUAGUAGCCUUCUGUACAACAAUUCCAAUCCGGAUUUAGUGAAAUCCUGAACAGUCUCUACCAGAGCAUUGUUGUAAUCGGCUUCUAAACAGAGGGAACACCCCGACUUUCCAAUCAGGUUUCAGGUUUAUUCUUCACCUUGCUUAGAGAGGACAGGCACUCUGGACUGUACUCGGAGCUGAGAGAAGGCUGAGGAGUUUGGAGCUGCUCUGAGCUGAAAGCCUACAAAUGAAAUAUGCCAGCCUUGCUGUAGUAUUUUUCAUAUUCUUUGUUUUAUCUUCUACCUAUGUAUUACACAGCAGGACAUGGUGCAUAUGACGACUGUAUUUAUCCAGUAACCUAAUAGUUUCAGAGUCACUUUUCGAAUGCCAACUCAACAAUGAACACUAAUGCAGGGCCGUACCAGCACAGCGCCUACGGAGGCAGCCCGAGCGGCAACAGCGGGCGUGGCGCCGCGACCAUCCACUGUCUCCGUUGCCGGGAGGUCUGUAAGGGAGAGGUGGUGCGUGUGCAGAAUGUCCACUUCCACGUCAAGUGCUUCACCUGCCAAGUGUGUGGCUGUGACCUGGCCCGUUCAGGCUUUUUCCAGAAGGGAGGAGAGUACAUCUGUACAGAGGACUACCAGCGCCUCUAUGGCACCAAGUGUGACAGCUGUGGAGACUUCAUCACAGGGGAGGUGGUGUCUGCGCUGGGGCGUACCUACCACCCCAAGUGUUUCGUCUGCAGCAUGUGCAGAAAGCCUUUCCCUAUCGGAGACAGGGUUACCUUCUGUGGGAAGAAGUGUGUCUGUCAGCAGUGCUCCCAUUCACUAGUCAGCAACGCGCCGGUCAAGAUCCACGGACCCAGCCACUGUGCAGGCUGUAAGGAGGAGAUCAAACAUGGCCAGUCGCUCCUGGCCCUGGACAAGCAGUGGCAUGUCAGCUGCUUCAAGUGUCAGACCUGUGGCACUGUGCUGACAGGGGAGUACAUCAGCAAGGAUGGUAUUCCGUACUGUGAGACUGACUACCACACCCAGUUUGGCAUUCAGUGUGUGACCUGUAACAGAUACAUCAGUGGCAGAGUGCUGGAGGCAGGGGGAAAGCACUAUCACCCCACCUGUGCCCGUUGUGCCCGCUGUCUCAUGAUGUUUACAGAAGGAGAGGAGAUGUACCUGACAGGCUGCGAGGUGUGGCAUCCUGUGUGUAAACAAGCAGCGCGGCUGGAGAAGAAACUCAGAUUCAGACGUACCUCGGAGGCCUCCGUAUCUCCCCCUGGGUCCAGCAUCGGCUCCCCGAGCCGUGUCAUCUGUGCCAAAGUGGAAAACGAGGUCCAAAAUUACAAAGAUCUGGCCGCUCUGCCUAAGAUUAAAGCUAUUUAUGAUGUGCAACGGCCCGAUCUCAUUCCCUGUGAGUCUUAUCACAGAUACUCCUCUGAUGACAGACUAGAGCGCUACAGCGAUGGGGAGUCCCUGAGAACUCUCUCUCCAAACUCUCAGGACGUCUAUGACAGUGUGGAGCUGAGACAGAGGCGCUCCUCCAGCCCAGGCUUCAUAGACUCUCCCACCUACAGCCGGCAGGGCAUGUCUCCCACCUACAGCCGGCAGGGCAUGUCUCCCACCUACAGCCGGCAGGGCAUGUCUCCCACCUACAGCCGGCAGGGCAUGUCUCCCACCUACAGCCGGCAGGGCAUGUCUCCCACCUACAGCCGGCAGGGCAUGUCUCCCACCUACAGCCGGCAGGGCAUGUCUCCCACCUACAGCCGGCAGGGCAUGUCUCCCACCUACAGCCGGCAGGGCAUGUCUCCCAGCUACAGCCGGCAGGGCAUGUCUCCCACCUACAGCCGGCAGGGCAUGUCUCCCACCAUGUCCACCUCCCCACAGCACUGCUUCCGCCCCGGCACUGAGAGUGGCAGGAGCUCUCUCUCUUACAGUCAGCUUGACACCAGGUCCACCAGGCGCACCACCUACCAAGAGCCCAAGCAUUUCCAUGUGCCAGCCACAGGGGAACCCAACGUCUACAGGAAACCUCCCAUCUAUAAGAGACAUGAUGAUUCGAACUACUCAGCCACUAAGAGUAAAACCAGCGAGGACAUCCUCCAGACUUCCCAGUUACCCGACCCGUACUCUCCUGACCACUACCACCAGCAGUCUAACCACUAUCCCUACACUCCCUCUCCCAAAGCUCCUCGUGCCCGGAGGUUUUCGUCAGGUGGAGAGGGGGAUGGAUGGAAUCACAGUGUUAACAGACUCCAAGGUGGUAUAGGCCGUAUGAUUCUGAAGGAGGAGAUGAAAGCCAGGUCUGGUUCCUAUGACAAUGACCCGUGGGGCAGCGCACGGAACUCCCGCACCAACUCCUGUAGUGGCAGCAAAGAGGCCCUGCACAAUGUGGGCUACGGCAACACUGUCAACGGAUCUCCCACCAGAUCCCACGACAGUGCAGACAGUGACUCCUUCAUCUCCAAGUCAGCCUCGUUGCCAGGGUAUGGCAGGAACGGACUGCACAGGCCCCAGGGUGCAGAUUAUUUCCAGUACGACAGCAGCAGUGCAGUUAACUGGGGAAUCAGAGAAUACAAGGUCUACCCAUAUGACGUAUUGGUAGUCACCGUAAGGGGGCGCCACCAGCUUCCCAAUGACGUGGACAGAGCCAGACUAGAGUGCCACUUGUCUCCUGAGGAGUUCUACCGGGUGUUUAGGAUGACUAUGGCAGAUUUUGACCGGCUGGCGCUGUGGAAGAGAAAUGAGCUGAAGAAACAUGUCCGGCUGUUCUGAAAGGACCGGACUGUAGAAGCUCAGUGUAGCAGCCUGCUGGGCUUAACGUUAGAGGCCUGAGUCCUCACUGAGAGCCGUAAUAACCAGUCUGGGUAGUUCUCGAUCCAUCAGGUCAGAGCCACAGCAGAACCAGAACUAAAACCAGCCUGGUUCUAGCCAUGGAAAUAUAAUGAAUUCUAAUGAUAUAGUUAUACUGUUCCAGCACAUUCUCUGGGCCAGAGAAACCCAGCCAGCCUGAGUCUAUACAUCAAUAAUAUAUCUCUGGAGAAAGAGGACUAACGUGCUCCGUCCACAUCCUGAGCCGUGUUUGUGGGACCUGAAGCUGCAGAGAGGACUAGACCAGGCUAGUUCUGCCUAUGCUUUCAGUAUUAUGUGUUUGCUUUAUUAUAAUGAGUUUAACUAUAGUUUAUGCUGUCAUGUCAUGAGGUUAUAGCAGCUUUUAACCCUUUUCUAGUUUGCAUGUUUGGAGAGCUCUGAGACAUUGCCUUAUGAUCAAGCAGGAAGAAGAACACCAGCAAACUGUCCAAACAGAAUGUGCUACCAGAUAAACCCUGUCUUUGACCUCUUUACUCUAAAUGUAUUGUUUCAUUCACUGCCUUUUUUUUUUUUUUUUACAGUGAGACUAAAACGUUGUAUUGCUUUAUAGAGCAAGGGUUCACCUCAGAGUGAAAGGCUAGAUUGAUAUAGCCUUGACCUGAUUCUAACUCAACACAUGGAGACAGAGAUAAUGAAUAGAGAUAUACAUUAAUUAGAUGGAAUCUGAACUGCUUCUGAAUAAAAAAAAGGGAUGAAUCUGCCUGUGGAGGAAAGUGGAUUGAAUGGAUUGGUGACCAGAAGUCUGGAUUAGAGAUUAAUUACU
Messenger RNA from Coregonus clupeaformis (lake whitefish), 3685 nucleotides. Its product is annotated as actin-binding LIM protein 3-like. Gene Ontology annotation, molecular function: actin filament binding. Gene Ontology annotation, biological process: lamellipodium assembly; cilium assembly; cytoskeleton organization. The record is from RefSeq and is a predicted model, not a curated record. Gene Ontology annotation, cellular component: actin cytoskeleton; stress fiber. NCBI's taxonomy places the organism in Eukaryota, Metazoa, Chordata, Actinopteri, Salmoniformes, Salmonidae. Bases 460 to 2826 code for a protein of 788 amino acids. The transcript has 23 exons.